UUGCUGGGACUACGGGGAGCGUUUACCUUUUAAGUGGUUGAGAUUGUAUGAAGUGAUUAAAACAACAACAACAACGAUCUCCCCGACCAGCCAUCCGGACCAGUUGGAUACCUUUAUAUACCUCUUUCUUAAAGGAAUCGGGUUGGUGGGGUUUUUUUUGCUGAACUUUUUGAAGUUUGAAGUACCGAGGCGUUCCUAAGGGACUAGAAACCCGGUGUGUGUGUUAAAAGCAAAUGGCUCACCCGAAAGGUCUCUCCAAUGGACAUCUACACUGUCGUCAGAAAAAAAAUAACUUCUUAAAACACGAGAUCCACAAGAAAAACGGCGUGGUUAAGGAAACUAAGGAAAAUGGUGUAGCAAAUGGAAGUAUCUAUAAACGACCAUUUAAUGAAUCCUUUGAACAACCACCCAUGUAUGUUUCUGUGCUUACAUUUCUUGGUUUUGUAUUUGCAACAUUGUUUGGCUAUUUGCAAGAUUUCUUAAGAGACUAUGGAAUACAAACAAAGAUUGGCACAAUCGAACGGGAAGAGCAAAUGGAUUUUGUCCCACUUUAUCAAGAUUUUGAACACUUUUUUACAAGAAACUUCUAUAUGAGAAUAAGAGAUAAUUGGAACCGCCCCAUCUGCAGUGCUCCAGGACCAAAAUUUGACCUGUUGGAACGUGUUUCAGAUGACAGCAACUGGACAUUUAGGUUUACUGGAAGGAUAAUCAAGAAUGUAAUCAAUAUGGGUUCAUAUAAUUACCUUGGCUUUGCAGAAACUGACCACAAUGCUUUGAAAACAGUGAGUUCAGUGUUAAAUAAAUAUGGCACAGGAAUUUGUAGCACCAGACAGGAAAUGGGAAACUUAGAUAAACAUGUGGAGUUAGAAAAUACGCUAGCACAAUUCCUUGGUGUUGAAUCAGCUCUGACGUUUGGUAUGGGAUUUGCUACAAAUUCUAUGAAUAUUCCAGCAUUAGUAGGGAAGGGUUGUCUAAUUUUAAGUGAUGAGUUGAACCAUACUUCACUUGUUCUUGGUGCAAGGCUGUCAGGUGCUACUAUUAGAGUCUUUAAGCACAACAAUAUGCAGAGCUUAGAAAAGCUUUUGAAGGAUGCAGUAAUACAGGGACAGCCUCGAAGCCGAAGAGCAUGGAAAAAAAUUCUUAUCCUAGUAGAGGGCAUUUAUAGCAUGGAAGGUUCUAUUGUACGCUUGCCAGAAGUUGUUUCCUUAAAGAGAAAAUACAAAGCCUAUGUCUACUUGGACGAAGCCCACAGCAUAGGUGCUGUUGGCCCUACAGGAAGAGGAGUUGUGGAAUAUUUUGGAAUGGAUCCUAAUGAUGUUGAUGUAUUGAUGGGAACAUUCACAAAAAGUUUUGGAGCAGCUGGAGGGUAUAUAGCUGGCAAAAAGGAAUUAGUGGACUACCUACGAAUUCAUUCACAUAGUGCAACUUACGCCACAUCUAUGGCUCCUCCUAUAGCCGAACAAAUUAUAAGAGCAAUGAAAUGCGUCAUGGGACUAGAUGGGACCACACAAGGACGUCAACGAAUCAAUCAACUAGCAGAAAACACAAGGUACUUCAGAAGAAGAUUGCGUGAAUUAGGCUUCAUUAUUUAUGGCAAUGAAGAUUCUCCAGUUGUGCCUUUACUUCUUUAUUUACCUGGUAAAGUUGGGGCUUUUGCAAGACUCAUGUUAUCCAAAAACAUUGGUGUGGUUGUAGUUGGCUUCCCAGCUACUCCAAUCACAGAAUCCAGGGCUCGGUUUUGUGUGUCCACUGCUCAUACACGAGAGAUGCUAGACACGGUCCUGAACGCUCUAGAUGAACUGGGUGAUUUUUUGUGUCUGAAAUAUUCCCGGCACGCUAAGUCAUCUCGUCCUGAAUUGUAUGAUGAAACGAGCUUUGAACUUGAAGAUUAAGUUUCCCUCCCAUGGAGAAACCGUAAUGAUGUUACAAGGAGGAGAUGGGGAUCUCAACAAUAGGAAUGCAUUUCUCUUUUUCUAAGAACAGGUUUUGCUUCACCGUUACCUAAUCCAAGAGAAGCAUUUUAUGUCUGUUUUUAACCAGAUUGAAUUCUGUCUGCAAAGGACUAGAAUAUUGUUGCGGUUCUCUCACAAGGAAACACAAGUAUUAUUGUUAUUGUUAUUAUUAUUAUUAUUAGACCCCAAAGACUUUAACUGCUAGAUCAGUUGCUAUUAUGCAGCUCUUGUUGCUGUUUUAAGAGCAGAGUUAGAAAAAAAAUUAAUUAUGAGAACACUUUUUAAAAAUGAAUUGGAAUGUAAUACAAUAGCUG
Molecule: messenger RNA, 2266 nt
Organism: Notechis scutatus (mainland tiger snake)
Lineage: Eukaryota; Metazoa; Chordata; Lepidosauria; Squamata; Elapidae
Gene: SPTLC3
Product: serine palmitoyltransferase long chain base subunit 3
Biological process (GO): sphingosine biosynthetic process; ceramide biosynthetic process
Cellular component (GO): serine palmitoyltransferase complex
Molecular function (GO): serine C-palmitoyltransferase activity; pyridoxal phosphate binding
Source: RefSeq, a predicted model, not a curated record